UCAAUAUCGGGCGGUGAAUUCCGUGUGAUCCACUUGGUUUGGUGUAUCCCACUAAUACCUGGCAUUCCACCAUCGUUCGGUGUUUAUGGGCGGUUGCCCGUGAAUGGGUUAUACGUUAGCAGCAAAUACCAGCAGCUGUCUCCCGCGCAACAGGAACAACCGUGAAGGUGCCGUUGGUUGCAUCGCCCGUCGAAUAGCGCAUCAUCAUCAUCGUUGCUUCGCGUUGGCGCAUUAUCAUCACUAAAACCAGUCUGUCGUCCUUCGGCAGUGUGUCUUCGGUGAUUGUUGGUUGCUAGAUGAGGAAAGAGACUGCUGCAUCAAAACGCUAGAUAUCUAGACUGUGCCGACUUUGAACCCAGCCAGGCACAUUUCAGUUCUCCGGUUAACAGGCGCGUGGAGUGCGUGCAUAAAAGUGCCGUGUAGUGGAAAGUGCUGUAAGUGUUGCAGAAUUCACACGGUAGUUAAAAAAACAGAAAUUGAUGACAUAAAUCCUCAGCCAGCUUGCCAGCUUCUCAUCAUCAAAUCGAUCUGUGUGUUAUUUGAUGUGAUUGCUUUGAUUUAAGAUUAAAUGUUAGCAGCAAUCUGCAGUAAGUCGAGCAAAGUGUGUCCAGUGUGUUCGUUCCAAAGUGCGCCAAGUGUGGUAUUUGUCAGCAGAUAAGGAAAACCCGUCAAACCUCUCAAUCUGCUGGAACCUGAUUGCCCGGUUUUGCCCACGGUAGAAAAUUCCCUAUUCUCAGCCAGAACUAGGUCAUCGGCCGUAUCCUGCUUCUGGGAGUUGGGUAAAGCACGGUCCAAGCGGUGGCAGCGCAUAUUAUGUUAACCUGGGCACACAGCUGUUAGCAAAGCGGGAACGGCAGAGUAUAACCAGUGCAAAGCUGGAAAGAUAGUCAAAGUGCCCAGCAAGGACAUCACACAGGCGACGACGAACGCCAUCCCCGGUCGAAGGACACAUACUCUCGAUAUCGUCCACCUGCCUGCACACGCUACAAAGCUGGAGAAUGCCGCUAGCCAACUCGAUCGACCCAUGGAGAGAGAAAGUCCCAAUCAGUAUCGUCGGUAUCGAGCGCACGGAGUGUCUAACUCGAUUUCAGGGCUCCGGAUAGUUUCUUCUUCGUCUCAGGACAAUGUAGAGAUGGUUAUCGACGAUAGCUAUGAUCCGCAGCAGCACUCGGGUCAUGACCACCGCCACGCCCAGCAUCAAGAGCAGCAGCAACACCAUCAGACGGUGCUAGCACAUCAACAUCAGUAUCAUCCACAUCAGCACCAUCCUCAGCCGCAUCAGUACAGCCGGCCGCAACAGCACCCGGUACCAGCCGCCGGUAUGGUGACCUAUCUGCCGCAACAUCCUGCAGCCGAUCAGCAGGAGCUGAUGGUAGAUGGAGCUGUCGCUGUUGACGGUACCUAUCGCUAUCAUCAGCGCGAUUCGCCUGAAGCCGGGCUGGUGGUUGGCGCGGAAGAAGCAAUGGAUCUGGAUAUGAUGGUGGGGGGUGGUGUUGAUGGUGGCGGCGUCGGUGAUCUGUCGCAGUUAAGAGGCCACGACGCCACGUAUGCCGGUACCGGUAGUGGGGGCAACGGUAGUGACGAGCACGAGAUAGAUAUCCGGGAUAUCAUACGGGAAGGACACGAAAAAGCCGAUCCGUCCCAGUUCGAGCUGCUUAAGGUGCUCGGCGAAGGAUCCUUUGGGAAGGUGUUCUUGGUGCGAAAGAUUGUCGGGAUCGAUGCCGGCGCAUUGUAUGCCAUGAAAGUAUUAAAGAAGGCAACGCUGAAGGUUAAAGAUCGCGUGCGGAGUACGAACGAGCGGAACAUUCUGGCCGACGUUGGUCAUGCAUUUAUCGUUAAGCUACACUAUGCCUUCCAGACGCCCGGCAAGCUGUACCUUAUACUGGACUUUUUACGCGGCGGUGAUUUAUUUACCCGCCUGAGCAAAGAAGUGAUGUUCACCGAGGAGGAUGUUAAGUUUUACUUGGCGGAACUGGCUUUGGCGCUUAAUCACCUGCACAGUAUCGGCAUCAUUUAUCGCGAUCUAAAGCCGGAAAACAUACUUCUAGAUCAGGAUGGCCAUAUAGCUUUAACGGAUUUUGGACUCUCGAAACAACCGCUGGAUGGGUCCAAAACGUACAGCUUCUGCGGGACGGUUGAAUACAUGGCACCGGAGGUUGUCAAUCGCAAAGGUCAUACCUUUGCUGCGGAUUGGUGGUCUUUCGGCGUGCUUAUGUUCGAGAUGCUGACGGGAAAUUUGCCAUUCCACGGUAGCAACCGUAACGACACAAUGAAUCAGAUCCUCAAAACGAAGCUCGGUAUGCCAGAAAACUUGAGCCCGGAGGCGCAAAGUUUGCUGCGUGCACUGUUCAAACGUAAUCCACAGAACCGGCUUGGUGCAGGCCCGAAUGGCAUCGAGGACAUCAAGCGGCACGAAUUUUUUGCCAACGUCGACUGGGAUGCAUUCGAGCGGAAGGAAGUCCGGCCACCGUUCAUACCGGCCGUUUCGAGGGACGAUGCUUUCUACUUUGAUCCCGAGUAUACGAACAAAUCUCCAAAAGACUCACCGGGUGGACCGGUCAGCGCAAGUGCAUACGAGAUCUUCCGUGGUUUCAGUUUUAUUGCACCGGGGCUGCUGGACGAACAGCCAAACUUUGCCAAUGGAAGCAACAUGGUGAUGCAACAGCAGCCCGCCUCUAGGUCACCAUUUUUAAACGAAAUCCCGGGCGUUAAGCCUGUCGCGUUCGGUGACGAAUAUAGUUUAAUGCAAGAACUUGGCCGAGGAACGUUCUCAAUCUGCCGGAUGUGUGAGCAUCGUACAACAAAGAAGCACUACGCAGUGAAGAUUAUUGAUAAAUCCUACCAUGACUGUCGCGAAGAAGUCGAGAUACUGCUUCGGUACGGUAACCAUCCGAACAUCGUGACGCUGUACGGAGUGCACGAAGAUGCAAGCUAUGUGUACCUGGUGAUGGAAUUGCUGAAGGGGGGCGAGCUGCUGGAUCGCAUUCUAGCGAUUCAUUUUAUGCCAGAGCAGGAGGCCAGUGCCGUGUUGCGAACGGUCGUAUCGGCAGUCGCCUAUCUGCACGAACACGGUGUCGUUCAUCGGGAUCUAAAGCCAUCGAAUUUGUUAUAUGCUUCGGUGAAUCAUACGCCAGAAUCGUUGAAGCUGUGUGACCUUGGUUUCGCAAAGCAGCUGCGUGCCGAUAACGGCUUAUUGAUGACCCCAUGCUAUACGGCCAACUUCGUCGCACCAGAAGUGCUGAAGAAGCAGGGUUACGAUCUAGCUUGCGAUAUCUGGUCACUGGGCGUACUGUUGUACAUUAUGCUUGAUGGAAAGACACCGUUUGCCAGCACACCGAACGAUUCACCUGACAUGAUUCUAGCGCGCAUCGGUUCCGGAAAGGUGGACUUAGAGACGGGUAAAUGGCCAACGAUAUCGGAUGAAGUGAAGGAUCUGUUACGACAGAUGCUACACAUCGUACCAUCGAGGCGCCCAACUGCAGCCCAAAUCCUGAGGCAUCCCUGGUUGUCGCGAAGUGGACCACGCAUGAUGUACAAUACGGUGGGCACACAACAUGCGGGCGGUGAACGGCCAAUGGUUGUGGAACCGCAAGAGACAAAACCAACAAACGUAAACACGGAAGCCAUAAAAGGCGCGGUACAUGCGACUUUCCGAGCGAUAUCCUCACCACAAGCAGCCAACUUGGGCCCGGUCGGAAUGUCAGAUCUUGCACGCCGGAGGAUGGACAAGAUAAAUCAUUCAUAAUAUGGUCUCGAGGCAUCGUAGUGUUUCGUUUCUGCUUUCUACACUUCACGUAAGCAUCUGCAUCUGGGUAACGUUGGUAUAGAAUGGCCAUAUUUUGUUAAAUCUGUUAUGUUUUGUUUUGUAACUGUGUUAUAAGCUCACGGAGGAAGGAUGACUUUUGAAUAUUUUUAUUUAUAAACUAGUGCCAGUGACAUUUUUGUGCCAGAUGUAUAAUGUAAGCCCCUAGAUCUAUGCUUGCAGCACUAAACGUUAAACAUUAAGACGAGCAAGAUGAUUAAUUAAGGGCAACUUUUGGAAACAUUCUAGAACAACGUUUAAUUUGGUCACGUUUGAAUGGUAGACUGGUAGAGGGAAACAAUGUUAAAAGAAAAACCAAUCAUGCGAACAGAUAUACACUUUUAUAAAGUGCACUGUGGUGUAUUUAUUGAGGAUGUUCCGUAGCCCAUGCCUCAUGGACAGUAUGCCCACGGCCAUGCAACAUUAUACACCUCAGUAAGUUCCAGAUAAAUAAGGCUUUUAUAUUUUACUUACUGCACUUUUCGAUUUUCUUACAAUUUAAACUAUCACUCUCGGCAGUACUAACAAAUCUUCCGCACAUAACAAUCUCCAGCGGCUUUUUCUAUUGUUUUAUUGUACCAUAGGUAUCAUUUCAAUCUCGUUUAGUUCAGGUAUGUGAAAGCAAAUAAACAAACAGAGACUGUUCAUUUCAUACUACUAGAAAACCAACAUUUCAACAACCACUUCAAAGUUAUUAAACAAUACGUUCCACGAUACGCAAACGACGCAUAGUGAAAGAUAUGUGUAAAAGUGGAUUGUUUCUAACACAGCACCUAGCAUCAGGCGUAUAGUUCAAUUAUAGAAUCGUUUACACUACAAACCAUUGAAAUGGGCUGGUUAAACGAGCGGGCAGGGUAUAAACUAACUAACAAUAAAUUGAUCUACGUUAGGUACACCUAGUAAAAUCGACUAACAAUAAUAUACACAUACGCAUUAAUGCAUAUAUAUAUACUUAAAAAAACAUAUACAAUCAUAUACAUAUAUCGUCGCAGGACGGACGAGCACAGGGGGAUAGUUUGAGCCGAUUUGCUGGUGAAAGUGCAGCACCAGCCCGGAAGGGGAAGAAAACGAAAUCAUAUUUACAUUGUAUUGUGCCAUUGAGUGUAUGAAAGUGGAUGUGUAACGGAAUUUGUGGAAUGAAUUCACGACGGGGGAAAGCUUGAAGCUGCUGAAUAUAAAAUAAUCAUUGUGAUAACCUACGAUAAACGAACGACGGGAGUAAACAUCCUAAUAUUGGCAGGUCAGGCGAGCCUUGAUAGUGUAUUCUGGUCUAUACAUUGAACAGCGAAACAGCGUGCCACGAGUAGAUUUCAUCGGGCUCAAAUCAGUGGAUAUUGUACUGGCGGUGGGAACGCUCGUGUUCGGAUAGAGCAUCGCCCAUCGGUCCCGUAAUGAUGGGGACAGUGCUUUUGUCUAUGUACCGUUGCUACCUGAUGUGCUGUAUUGUCGAUGUGUGCGUUGUGCUACAAUUGUUGCUUCCAGUGUUUCAAGCAGUUUCAUUUUUCAACAUAUUCAACGUACAAUAAUGAUCAUGUAAGGUGCGCGAGGCAGAGAGAGAGAGAGAGAAAAUAAUAAUGUAUGCAGCAGUGUGUCUGUGUGCAUCAUUCGACUUAGUCAAUAAUUCAACAAAUUUGCAUUUUAAAAUGAUAGACGUCGUUGUUGAGUUAUACCGAGCACGGUUCUCUUUUCCCGCUCGAAACGUAUUAUUCGUCCUCGUAUGGAAAACAAUCUAAACAUAUUUGUCCACAGAGCUAGAAUGCUGUGCGAAUGCAUUAUCCUUCUCAUUUACUAACGUACUAAUGUGGCUCGAAUUGAAGGCUCGAAAAAUGUUCAAACUUAGUCUAAAAACACACACACAAAACAAAACGCAUCAUUGCUGCAAACAGUGAGAUAUUUAAGAAAACUAAUAAAUAUCUACCCUUGCCCCAACUCCAUCCCAUCCUGCGCAAACAUGCCACAAGCAGAAUCAGAAGUUUCUUAAAGCUGGCAGGAAAGACAUCUUAUCUUAAUAAUCUGAAUGGAGUUUAAAACGUGUAAAGAGAAACAGACUAAAUAUGAAAUAAAUUUGAACAUUCAUUGGAGUACGUCCUACACUAAACGAACACGAUAACUAAACAAAAAAAAAACAAACUACAUUCUCUCAUAUUAUGGAACGAAAAGAA
Molecule: messenger RNA, 5964 nt
Organism: Anopheles moucheti
Lineage: Eukaryota; Metazoa; Arthropoda; Insecta; Diptera; Culicidae
Product: ribosomal protein S6 kinase 2 beta-like
Exons: 9
Coding region: 1025-3745 (906 amino acids)
Biological process (GO): protein phosphorylation; intracellular signal transduction
Molecular function (GO): ATP binding; ribosomal protein S6 kinase activity; magnesium ion binding
Source: RefSeq, a predicted model, not a curated record